Molecule: messenger RNA, 3222 nt
Organism: Pogona vitticeps (central bearded dragon)
Lineage: Eukaryota; Metazoa; Chordata; Lepidosauria; Squamata; Agamidae
Source: RefSeq, a predicted model, not a curated record
UCACCACUGCUAGGAUGACAUGAUGUUCAAAGUGAUGUACGAAAGGACGAGUUUUAUCAAAGUUGUUAUAAGCCACUGUAUGAAGUUGAUGCCCAAAAAGCCUUUACAUCAGUGAAGAAAGCUAUCGUGUUUUAUAACCAAAGGAACGCUAAUUGGGGAAUUGAUUGAAAGGCAAUAAAAUUCUGUUUCCUAAGUCAGUCAACGAAGAAAGCCUCUUGAGAUGUCUUCUUUUGUAGAUGGUUUCAAACAACGUCUUUGAUUGGGAAACCAGACAUGUAUAUUUGCCAGUGGUUGCUUCCCCCCAGGGCUAUCAUUAAUGGAACAGGGUCAGUUUCCAUCCUGAUCUGAAAUCUGUUUGAAAACAAUUAAACCACCACGCUGCUGAUGAAAGAGUAUCAUCAUUGCAUAAAGAGACAAUUGAAACUGACACUUCCUUGUAUCAAGCUGAACAUCAGUGUCAUAUAUGCAGGAGCGUAAGAAAAACCACCACCACGUGCUGUUAAAAACAACCUGUUGAUUAUCUGACGUAAUGAAAGGAAAAAAGAAAAUUGCCUUAAGAUGUCCGUCCAUUGGAAAAUACCUUUGCAAAAAAUUAUACUGAUCCUGAGGACAUUUUGAGGGAUCCAGUGGAAGAAGCCAUGACACGCAAACUAGGGUACAUGUACUUUGUGCAUAUCCUUUUUUGGUGAAAUGCCAGCAAAAACAGUAUUUUUAAAAAAUUAAGAGUGCAAGGCCCAGACAUGGAGGAAACAGCUAAAGGAAUUCAGACUGAGAACAUACAAACCACAGGAGCCUCAAAUACAGAAAAAAACAUCAUGACAGACGAGAGCCCAGCCAAAAAGGCCUCCAUCUUUUGCUUCAAGAAAAGGAGGAAAGCGGGUGAAAAGAUAACAGAGAAAGAUGACGAUUGUGUAUCGCUUUCCUUAAAGCCUGCGAACCAGGACUCCAACCUUGGAGGCAUUGAGGCAGAAGUUUCAAAUUCGCUGUGGUUUGCUUUCAAACGCCUAGUAACAUUGAGAAGGCGAUCCCGGUCUUCUCUGAAGAAGCCUACCCAGCCGGGUUCCUCUGUAGCGCUGGAGAUUCAGGCUGAAGAUUCUGCCACACUACACUGCCCUAAGGAGCACACCAGCCUUAAAAUGCCUUGCUUGAGGUUCUCCAGAAGCAGGAAAAAGCCAAGCCGUUUGGAAAUAACCGAGGAACUGGGGGAGAAAACAGAUGAAACAACCAGCAUCCUGAAUAAAAAAAGUAACAGUGAAUCUGAAACGAUGGGCCUGGAAGGACCACUGAGCACUGAGCAGUCCCCCAGAAGAGUUCUUGAGGAGAGAGAAAGUGACGGUGAAGCCGUUAAAAACGUUGAUAAUGUGGGCGUGCCUGCUAGGGAGAACGAAUUUGCGGUAGAGCCGAGGCCUGGUCGUGAUUGUUACGCAGACUCUGUGGUUCAGUCAGAAAUAAUCCACUCUGAGAAAGCCCUUGAAACGGAACAGGAGAAACAGAUCUUUCAGCUGCACCAGGGAAGUCUCUACGGAAACCCAGAAGAAGUAGAAUCUGAGAAAUUUGAUUUCAAGGUUGAUCUAGGCCCUCUCCUUCCUCAGGGCUUGUCAGAAACUGAGCAAAAAAUCUUGGAAGAAGACGCCAAGGACAUCCAGGCCACAGAAGCUAAGUUAGAACCAGUGGACGGGGUUGUUGAUCUUGUAGACGGCAGGAUCAGUGGCAAGGGCAGUAAUGCUGUUGAAGUGAUGAUGCACGCCAUCCCGUCAACGAUGGAAGACGAGGUUUCCGUUUGUUCCGACGAGGAAGGGAGAAGUGAAGAAAACAGACCCAUGAUGAUGCCCGCAGUAGGCAUUGUGAUCACAAUCACGGAAGCAGAAGAAUUCCAAGAGGAGGAAGAGCCCGCCCCGGUUUAUGAACCUUUUUCAUUCCCACAAGCCAGCAAAAAGAAAGGGAAGAAAAAAGCAAACAAAAGCGCAAACUCUGGCGUAGAGGGUUCCGGUCAGACGUGGGAAGGAAAAACACCUCCCAAGGUCCCAUCGCCAUUAGGCGCCAACGACCAGGAGCGCCGGACUUCAGAACAAUACGAAGUGCUUCUGAUUGAAACCGCUGCGUCUCUGGUGAAGGCAGCCAUUCAGUCGUCCAUCGAACAGGUCCUUAACGAAGUGGCUUUGGAGCAAAAUAAACAAAACAGCUUUCUGUGAUCACAAACCCUCCCUAAUCGUUGGCCCUGCGAGUCUGGUAGCGCAAGGGCAGAUGCUGCAGGCACCGGAGUUUGAGUACCAUUAUAAUCUACUACUUAAUUCUGUUAGGAUGUUAGUAGGAGAGGGUUAUUGGUUGGAUUUUUUGCAGCUGUUGACAAAAUUAUUUGAUUCGGGUCAUGCCGGCUAAUUCAGUAUUAACUCGACAGGAAGUGCUAUGAAAGUCCUGACAUAUUUAAACUCAGCAUGUGAGACUAGAGAGGGUCUUAAUCCUUUGGAUAUUUGCAGUGUCUGUGAUUAGCUUUAAUUUUGCAUGUUGGUGAAACGAGUGUAUCUUGUAUGCAAAAGCAGGAUAUAAGAAUAUGAGGGCAUUUGCUGCAUGGUGACAUGUGCCAUUGGCUUGUUCUGUGUGACAGAUCUAAGCAAGCCAGUCGUCCCUCUCUUUCUCCUUUCCCUGAUCCAUUUGUUUCAUGCGCUUGCACCCCUUUCUUCAUUGCUCAUAAAUUUCAAUGCCUGAAGUUUCUCUGUUCAUUACGUGGCAGCUCAUGUUUCACGCCAAUUUCUGUGAAUCAAUCUGCUGUUAAAGGCACCAGAGAAGAACUAGGUUUUUAAAAAAUGAAAUGGGAAGGCCAUGCUAAAAUAAGAAUCGUAUUAUAAAACAGCAGUGGAAAAUACAACUUGCAGUUGCAAAGAAAAGCCAUUUCUGCCACAGAGGUUGCAAAAUGUUAGAACAUGCUCGGGCAGAUGUUGGCAUAAUUUCACACAGAAAAGGGAGACCGGAGGGAGAGAAGAGCCCAAGGGGUGAACGGGAAGGGUUGUAAUGAGCAGAGUGAUGUGAUGAGGAGGCCUUUUGCAAGAGGCUGUCCUGCUCCAUCAGGCAAGUGAAGCUGCUGAACAGUGAAGUCCCACACCAAGGAAAGAGGGAAGCAGGAGCUAUAAAACUCAUCAAAGCAGACUCUCAGGCGAGGCUAUCUAAAGUUGUAGCCAAAAACAACAACAACAACCCAAAGGUCCAGGCAGUUCAGAGCAGAGG